AGGAGGAGUGAGUUUACUAUGUUGUGAGCGCAAUACUAGUUCAAAUUGAAGAUUACACUCCUCGAACUCUCGUGGUUGUUCUUUUUAUUCGCAAUAAUUUUGAUUACUACUAACUUUCUGUAGUUUACUUCUACAUUAAAAAUAUCUUCACGUUCACCGAGUUGUAGUUCAUCCUCUUAAGACGACGAAAAAAUGGUGAAGAAGAGCAAGAAGAACGAACAGAAGAAGCUCGCUAUUGAGCUGGCAAAGAAGAGGAGGUUGACCAAGCCAGCAGUGGGGAAAGCCGAGAAUAACAGUUUCUCCCAUGUCAAAGACAAGAUUAUGAGGUCAGAGCUCACAGACAAAGACAAGCGAAAGAAGAAAGUGAAAAAAGCUGAAGUCCGUAAAGGACGAAAGGAAGCGGAAGAAAAGGGAGAAGACCCGGAGGUACUUAGUUUUAUACAGAGGACUACAGUUUUUACAGUGGUACUUAAGUAGUUUUAUACAGAAGAUGAGGACUGCGGUUACAGUUUGUUGAUGAUGUUCGUGUUUCAUUAUGGAUUUUGUUCAUCUUGAUUGAUUCACACUUGUCUCUAUUUUUCCCUACCUAAAUGUAGUCCAGCAUCUCAUUACUUAUAGCUCAUCUAUGAUCUUUAUUCUUCCUCAACGAACUCGUGAUUGCAAUCUUCACAGGCACUCGGUUUCCCCGCAAGACAGGAGCCCAACACGAUUGAGAAGCUUCGUGAGGCAGAUGAGACUGUCGUUCCCGUAGAUGAAGAGCUCGAUAUGGAGAUCGACCAGGAUGAGGCGCAGGACGAAUUCUCGGCUCAUUUCAACCAUCAGACGACGCCUAAGAUCAUGCUGACGACGAACUUGAAACCGAGCAAGAGGAUGUUCGAUUUCUUGAAAGAACUAGUCGAAGUGAUCCCCAACACCAAGUAUUACAAGCGUAAAGGAUUAGGCUUGAAGCAGAUCAUCGAGUACGCAAAAAAACGCGACUUCACGAUGCUGUUUGUGGUAACGGAAAAAGCGAAGACGCCAAACGGGUUGUACAUCUGCAACUUGCCUUGCGGACCUACCUCGUUUUGGAAACUCACCAAGCUCAAACUGGGGCAAGAAAUGCGCAAAGGCACAGGUUGCAACAGCGAACACGCGCCAGAGCUGUUGUUGAACAACUUCACGACCCGCUUAGGUCGACGAGUGGCACGACAGCUAGCGACGUGCUUUCCGCAGCGACCCGACUUUCAGGGGAGGCGGUCAGUCUGCUUCCACAAUCAGCGAGACUUCGUCUUCUUCCGUCAUUACCGAUACGAAUUCAAAUCCGCGACUGGGACCGGACCCAAUGACAAGAAGAAGAAGAAGUCAGAGGACGAUGACGAUUCUGACAAGGAUGGAUCUAGCGAAGACGAAGAUGACAGCGACAUGGACGACGCUGCAGGCCUCAGCGCAAAACAACAAGCCAAAAAAAAGCAACAGGAGAAGGAAGAUGUGAAUGCUCCAGUGACCAAGCAUGGUCAGAAGAUCACGAGAGCAGGUCUGAAGGAAAUCGGACCUAGAUUCACCUUGAAGAUGCGAUACUUGCAGCACGGAACCUUUGAUUCGAAGAACGGGGAGUUCGAAUACCAAUGGCGACCAGAUUCACAAGUCAGCAGGAAGAAAAUGUUCUUGUAAAAAUUUGUUGAGGAGCUGCUGAUGAUACAGGCCAACUUGAUAGCUUUGCUGCAUGUUGCAACAUUAACAUGAUCUAGGUACUUACCACUUGAAGGAAAAGCCCCUG
This is a messenger RNA of Amoebophrya sp. A25, 1756 nucleotides long. The record is from the annotation of a GenBank genome assembly. NCBI's taxonomy places the organism in Eukaryota, Dinophyceae, Syndiniales, Amoebophryaceae.